Molecule: messenger RNA, 2325 nt
Organism: Orbilia oligospora ATCC 24927
Lineage: Eukaryota; Fungi; Ascomycota; Orbiliomycetes; Orbiliales; Orbiliaceae
Exons: 1
Coding region: 1-2325 (774 amino acids)
Source: RefSeq, a predicted model, not a curated record
AUGACUUCUCCCAGAACUCUCGACUUUCCUCUUCCUCCUCGUCGUGGCUCAGUUCCCACCGACAUCCGGAGUCCGACAUUGGCAUCGUUUGUUCCUCCACCAAAUACUUCUCAGCAGCAGCAACAGCAACAGCAACAGCAGCAACUUGCUCGUAUUCUGGAACUUACAAAUCGUUAUCGUACACAGACAGUAACACUCUUGGCACGUCAGGAAGCUCUUUCCACAGAGCAGAAGCAGGUAUUUGAACUUGAACGGCAGCUAUGGGUUACGGAACGACAGAUAUGGGAGGAAGAAAGGCGGUUACUUGCUCCGGGGUUUACUGGCGGUAAUGUUGUGGCUGCCACGCCUGCCGUGGCCGUGGCCGUCAAUGGAGAUAAGGGCCUGGAUUCGAGCGCUUCGGUACAAUCGGCACCAUUGAACAACCCAACACGGUUUUUGAGUGUUAGUUCCAUGGCUGAAUCGUUAGCAGCAGCGGAAACGGCGGCGGGUGCUAUGCUGCCGCCACCUGUACCUGCAUCGCUGCCGGAGCCAGUCGCGAGCGUGAGGAAGCGAGAUAGUACCGGUUUACGGAUGAACUGGUACCUAAAGCAUGGGAUGUCGCAUGGUGCAGAUAGCUCUUCCAUGCCUAACGAAAGCGUUUCGCCCAAGGGUACCAGGAAUGGCAAGCUUGAUAGUCCACGAUAUGCACCAUCAAACGAUCUCGGAAAGAUUAGUCGAACGAUAUCCGAGGCUGAUGGAGAAGGAGAGGAGGAUUUCGAGAUCCCAUCUUCUUUAAUAGCCGAGGCUACGAAACUUAUAUAUGGUGACAGGCCUAGCAAACGAGGGUCAUUCAGCAGCAAUUCCACCGCUACAAAGCGUCCUGUUCCAGCCCUUUUCAAGACUCUGGCAUCCGAUAACCAAGAUGUGAAGAGUGUUCGACGUGCCUCUUCAUCGAUAUAUCCUUCCUCAAAAACGGCCAAAUAUCUGACGGCGUUCUCAGAUGACGGGUUGUCCGAUGAGGAACCGGAUCCUUACGAAGCCUCCCGCCGCAGCCAGAAACAUAGGAAACGAAGCGCUUCGCAAACAGAUAAGCCAAACCAAGAAGCGGAUAUUCCCUUAAAGCUGCGACCUUCGUCAAAUUUCGCUGCGGCGUUCGGAUCUGUAGGCGCACGGGGUGGGACGCAAAAUCAGCAACAGCAACAAAACCUUGCACCACCACCACCCCCGCGUCAGGGAUCUGUCUCUAUAUCAUUCUAUCACCCCGAAACGCCAGUAGACAGCUUCAAUAGUCCGAAUAGCUUUAAGGAAGCAAACUGGAGCGGGCAACCCGCCAGUAGUGUACCUAGACUUCCCGAGAAUAGCGUGGGAGGCGAUAGCUUGCAAUCUAGCCGAACGGUUAAACCCACGGUCGAGCCUAUAAACGUUAAAUCUGCACCCUGGGGAGUGACUUCCACCAACAUUACUUCCUCGCCGACAUUUGGGAAUACCGCCGGAAAUGGAUUAAAAACUUCGCCGGGUGGGCUUACAAGUUCGUUUAGCAUUGGGUCUAAUCAAAAUUCGCCUGUGACGAGACAUCCUAUUCUUACGACCGCAGCUUUAGGCGCGAAGGAAAGCGAUAAGUUCUCAAUUGCCUCCUCAAGAUACUCCCAGGACGAAGAUGGUGUUAUAAACGAAGGCCAUGUCCAUCACGAUAGCUACCAAAGCCAUCGCAAUCAUAAGAUCGCAAACAAACAGACUGGUUCGAGUAACGGAAAUGAGAAGAAGACUUCGCCACCAACGUAUAUCUGGACUCCUCCACCGCCAUUGCCAACUUCGCAGCUCCCAAUAUCACCUACGACUAGUCCGAUGGGUACAGGUUUAUACGGAAACACAAUAUUGCUUUCACCGAGUACCAUCGCACCGAGUAUGAAGACUUCAAAUCCAAGACUUUCGGCUGUCGGAGGCGUGAUGCCACGGAGCCCUACUAGCUCAAGCCCGCCCAUGGGCAGGAUGGGGACUAGUAGUAUGCUACUUAGUGUUUCUAGUCGUAGCGAGGGUGGUGAUGACUUAGACGAUGACGUUGAAGAAGGCGAUAUGGGGGAUAUUGAGAUCGAUACGGAUGACGAAGAUGAUGGAGAUGUUGUAGAGAUCACAAAUGUCGGGAGGGCUACAGGAAGGGUCAAGAGCCCCGAAAUGGUUCUAGGAGGGAGGAUAAAGAGCCCAGAACCAAGAUUAGGAGGACCUAAUGCAGGGAAUAUCCAUACCGUGGUGAAGAAAGCGCAAAGAAUGGACUAUUCAGGCCCACCUGUGGAGAUCGUGAGGGAUAACAGUCGAUGGGGGAAUGUACUCCCUGGUGGAAUGAUUUAA